Fraxinus pennsylvanica is the source of this 363-nucleotide messenger RNA. Lineage: Eukaryota; Viridiplantae; Streptophyta; Magnoliopsida; Lamiales; Oleaceae. The record is from the annotation of a GenBank genome assembly.
AUGGAUGAAAAUGGAAAUAGAGUUCAUGCCACAAUUUGGGACAAUACCGACAUAGCUGUACUUGCAAUUGCUAUUGACAUACGACCCAAGAGGCUCAUACAUACUCGAGCUGGUGGGCAAGUAUAUGUUCAAGACAUUGUUCUUAUGAACAAAAGGUUUGAAACAGUUGUCCUGACAAUGUGGGAAGCUUUCGUGGAGCGAGAAUGCAUUCUUAUUGCAAACAAUAUAGCAAAAAAACCAGUCCUUGUUGGAAAUCAUUUAAAAGUUUCAUCUUUCAACGGGCUGUCUCUAUCUACAAAGACCAAUAUUUGCUUCUUCAUUGACUAUCCAUUUGAUGAAGUUACAGAACUCAGGUCAUGGUAA